AGCUGUUCUUUCGUCUGCAGUUACUCCGCUUCUCUCUCGCUUUCUCUCAUCGAUAUUUUCUUUCGUUGACAGCUUCCCACGAACAUUAAUGAAUCAAUUUUAGUUUGAUUUAUAUAUAUAUACAUAUAUAUACAUAUCAGUUUUCAAUUCGUCGACAAAUCGGUUCAUUUCCUUCAAUUGCUCUCUCUACGUAUCAAAAGAGGGAUGGCUGGACAAGUAGUUAGCAAUAGACCAGCGACUUCCUUUGAGUUUGAGCUUGUUGAAGGUGAUCCUGAUCACCCUAGGAAUGUUGAAGCAUCGCCAAAGUUGAUCAAUCCAUGGAUUGACCCUGCAACAAUAAAACUGAGACACAGAAUUGGUAGGGGUCCCUUUGGUGAUGUUUGGCUAGCAACUCAUCAUCAAACAACUGAAGAUUAUGAAGAGUAUCAUGAAGUGGCUAUCAAGAUGUUGCAUUCUAUUAAGGAGGAUAACAUUAAGGCUGUAUUAGGUAAGCUUGAUAAUCUGUUUUCUAAGUGCCAAGGAUUAGAAGGCAUUUGUUGGCUGCACGGCAUUUCAAUUAUAAGUGGAAAGAUAUGCAUUGUUAUGAAAUUCUAUGAGGGAUCAGUUGGUGACAAAAUGGCACUCCUUAAAGGGGGCAAGCUAUCGCUGCAUGAUAUUUUGAGGUAUGGGAUUGAUAUGGCUCAGGGAAUUAUGAAGCUGCAUUCAAAAGAUAUCCUGGUUCUUAACCUUAAACCUUUUAAUUUCCUUUUGAAUGAAAAUGACCGAGCAGUUCUUGGAGAAUUAGGGAUUCCCUAUGUACUGCUGGGAAUUCCAUUACCAAGUUCAAAUAUGGCUCGAAGACUUGGUACUCCAAACUACAUGGCUCCAGAACAAUGGGAACCAGAAAUAAGAGGACCGAUAUCCUUUGAGACCGAUUCAUGGGGGUUUGGUUGCAGCAUUCUGGAGAUGUUGACUGGUGUUGUGCCUUGGUUUGGGAAGUCUGUUGAUGAAAUAUACCGUUUAGUUGUGAAAAAACAAGAAAAACCGCAAAUUCCUAGUGGCCUUCCUCCUGCAGUUGAGCAUGUCAUUAUUGGUUGUUUUGAGUAUGACUUAAGGAGUCGUCCCUUAAUGGAAGACAUCUUGCAUGCUUUUAAAAGCUCACAGAAUGCAGUUUAUCGUGAUGGCGGCUGGACAGGUCUUGGGAGUAGAAUGAUUACAGACAAAUCGAAUUCCAAUGGGUACACUGAAUGGUUCCUCUCCAAAGAUCAUCUUCAAGUGGGUGACAUGGUGCGGUCCAGAAAGCCACCAAACUCACGCAAACCUGAAAACAUGGAUGUCCCUGAAGGGACCUUAGUGGGUUUGGAGCAGGACACUGAUCGAAAUGGGUUUGUUUUGGUGAGGGUCCAUGGCAUCCAUGAUCCAAUAAGAGUUCAUAAAUCUACAUUGGAACGGGUCACCGUUGGCUUGGCUGCGGGGGAUUGGGUACGUGUAAAGCUGGAAGACAAGAAGCACUCACCAGUGGGUAUUCUUCAUUCCAUCCAGCGUGAUGGAAGCGUCGCUGUUGGAUUUAUUGGAGUGGAGACUCUUUGGAAAAGCAAUUCUUCAGAACUCCAGAUGGCAGAAUCUUACUGUGUGGGCCAGUUUGUGAGGCUGAAAUCAAAUGUAUUCAGCCCUCGAUUUGAUUGGCCUCGAAAAAGAGGUGGUGAAUGGGUCACUGGGAGGAUUUGUCAGGUCCUACCAAAUGGGUGCCUUGCUGUUAAUUUCCCAGGUAGAUUAACAUUCGGAGACGAAUGCAGCAGCUUCUUGGCUGAUCCAGCUGAAGUGGAAGUGGUUUCUUUUAAUACUUGUCCCAGCAUGGUUAAAAAGUAUGAACAUCUCGAGGAUUUUCACUGGGCUGUUAGGCCACUUGUCAUUGCACUGGGUCUAUUUACUGCCAUGAAGCUAGGCUUCUUUGUUGGGAAGAAAGUGGGGAGGUCAAAGGCAAAGGGACAGAACACUGCAAUGGCGUGCGAUGCUCAACAUAUGGAUGGAAACGCAGCAUGGCUUCCUCCAAAGGUGGCAAAUAUCAUCUUUAGAGAUGGUGUCGGUACAGGUGCCACUCGAUAGUUAUCUAACCUAACUCAGAUGCCCAAAGCUAAAAUCUAAACCGAAUUUUUUUUCCUAAAUGAAGGAAAUCUAAACAGAAUUGCAUAAGGAAGUUGUUAGCUUCUUAGCUUUUAGGGCAUUUGACAGAUUAUUUCUGGUAAAAGAGUAGGGAAUAGAACCCUUCAAUUAUCUAUAUGGUGUAAAUAUAUGACUCUGUUAGUUUGAUUACCUUUAUAGCUGUAUAUAUACUACUUAUUCAGCGACUUCCCUACUGUGAAUUUGUUUUUCAAUUUUAGUUUAUUUUAUAAACAUGUUAUAUCUUUUACAGCCAAAUAAA
Cornus florida is the source of this 2401-nucleotide messenger RNA. RefSeq lists its product as uncharacterized. The record is from RefSeq and is a predicted model, not a curated record. Bases 205 to 2085 code for a protein of 626 amino acids. The transcript has 5 exons. NCBI's taxonomy places the organism in Eukaryota, Viridiplantae, Streptophyta, Magnoliopsida, Cornales, Cornaceae. Gene Ontology annotation, molecular function: protein kinase activity; ATP binding. Gene Ontology annotation, biological process: protein phosphorylation.